AUGAAUCACAGAAUAUUAUUUGAUUAUUAUGAGGAUGACGAGAUUGACGAAGCGGUUAUUGCAUUGCAACAACGCCCACGAAUUUUUUAUGAACGAGUAAACUACUUGGAAUUGUAUGACAACCAUGACUUUAUAAGCAGAUUUCGAACUUCUAAAGAAACGUUUCGCACACUAUUGAGAUUGAUAGAAGCAGAUAUAUCUCCACCUUCUCAAAGGAACAGAGCUAUAUUAGCACCAUGUAAAUUAUACAUGAUGCUGAGAUACCUUGCAACAGGAUCAUUUUUAUUAACUGUCGCAGACUUUACUGGUGUCAGCGAAUCCUCGGCUUGUCGAUACAUUCAUCAAGUUUGUAGAGCCAUAGCAAGGCAUAGAUCAAAAUACAUUUAUUUUCCAAAAAAUGCUGUUGACAUGAGAAAAGUUGUUAGUGGAUUUUACAACUGUAGUAGGUUCCCUAGAGUUGAUACGGUGCACUAUGACUGCCCGUGUCGUAGAAUAAAGUCAACACAAUGA
This is a messenger RNA of Macrosiphum euphorbiae (potato aphid), 510 nucleotides long. The record is from the annotation of a GenBank genome assembly. Lineage: Eukaryota; Metazoa; Arthropoda; Insecta; Hemiptera; Aphididae.